Molecule: messenger RNA, 255 nt
Organism: Angiostrongylus costaricensis
Lineage: Eukaryota; Metazoa; Nematoda; Chromadorea; Rhabditida; Metastrongylidae
Source: the annotation of a GenBank genome assembly
AUGCUGGCAUCCGUCUCAAACCCACGUGAAGUUUUUCGAAGUGACGAGUUUCUCGUGCAGCUUGCUCAACCGACGAACGUCCGCUUUUCAUUAUACGAGCAUGCUCCGCUGACUGAACGGCAGGAGAAAUUCCAAGAAGCUAUCGCUCAACGAAAACUUGCCUUGGUUGAAUUGGAAAAUUAUAAGAAAUGUUCCGAGCGCUCAAUUAAACCUCACAAUGCAGAGGGUUUCUGCUUUCCUUUAUUAUUAGUUUAA